This is a messenger RNA of Durusdinium trenchii, 636 nucleotides long. The record is from the annotation of a GenBank genome assembly. Lineage: Eukaryota; Dinophyceae; Suessiales; Symbiodiniaceae.
CUCCCACACGUGGGGAUUUUCCAGUAUCAUAAUUUCAUGCUUUGGCCCUGUGUGGAAUAAACAGGUUCCCUGGGCAUUUCUUUGGGAUUUUGCCGGGCCGAGGUUUGGCAAUGGGUCGAGGCAUGGAGAAAUUUGACUGCCUACUUCCGGCUGCGGAGUCCAAGGCAACAAAGGAAAGCUCCGCCGCACUUUUCGGCUCCAAGUACGGUUUAGCACAGGCCUCUACGAUCUACCUUGGAAGCUUACCCCCAAGCUGCCAAUCCAUGACUCGCCAAUUGCUUGCUGUGCUUUUGGUCACAGCUGCCGCACAAGAAAUCUCAGAGACCCAGGUCGGUCUUGACGCUGCGUGGCAAGAUGCGAAGUUGCUGCUGUCCUUUGCCGUGGGCAUCAUCUUCAUGAGGUGCUUGGAGGUGCUGGCCGUUGGCCGGGAUGAACAUCAGGGACGGGCUAAGACCAUCGACCUCUACCCAUUCUUGACAUAGGCAGAUGGCACGUACAACAUCAUUUCCGUGAGGGAAGCCUUGAUCUUGCUGUGCAAGCAUUGCUUAAAAGAGUGUCCCCUUGAAUGAAACAUGAUUGCACACUUCAAACUGCAUGUUGAGCAUCAAGAACUAAUAUGCGCUCCUCACAUGAUGC